Molecule: messenger RNA, 2890 nt
Organism: Entelurus aequoreus (snake pipefish)
Lineage: Eukaryota; Metazoa; Chordata; Actinopteri; Syngnathiformes; Syngnathidae
Gene: ints11
Product: integrator complex subunit 11
Exons: 18
Coding region: 303-2105 (600 amino acids)
Biological process (GO): snRNA processing
Cellular component (GO): nucleus
Source: RefSeq, a predicted model, not a curated record
GAAAAUGUAUCGCGUGUAGCAGCCGCGUAGUACUGUAGUAAAUAUCGCAGGGUCCGUUUUUAUCCUAUUACAAUUCAGAAAUAACAAAAACAAGCCAGCAGUGUAACGUGACCAAAUCUUGUGAAAUGACAACGUGUCUUGUUUUGAAAUAUACCAGCCUGGAAGUUGUCAAAAAAAACAUGGCGGCGAAACAAUAGCAUAUGGUCUACCUACAUUGUAGCAUAAAGUAUUAAUUUCAAACUGCUAUAUUGUUUACAAGGAGCCGGUUUUCUGCCAAAAAAACAGGCAUCUAAUGCCAUAAGAUGCCGGAAAUAAAAGUAACACCACUGGGAGCUGGACAGGAUGUUGGACGCAGCUGCAUCAUCGUCUCCAUCGGAGGCAAAAACAUCAUGCUGGACUGUGGCAUGCACAUGGGAUACAAUGAUGACAGACGUUUCCCAGAUUUCUCCUACAUCAUCCAGAACGGUCGCCUGACCGACUUCUUGGACUGCGUGAUCAUCAGCCAUUUCCACCUGGACCACUGCGGCGCUCUGCCCUACAUGAGCGAGAUGGUGGGCUACGACGGCCCCAUCUACAUGACCCACCCCACCAAGGCCAUCUGUCCCAUCCUGCUGGAGGACUUCCGCAAGAUCACCGUGGACAAGAAGGGCGAGACCAACUUCUUCACCUCGCAGAUGAUCAAGGACUGCAUGAAGAAAGUCGUGCCCCUCAACCUGCACCAGACCGUCCAGGUGGACGACGAGCUGGAGAUCAAGGCGUACUACGCCGGCCACGUUCUGGGCGCCGCCAUGGUGCACAUCAAAGUGGGCUCGGAGUCGGCGGUCUACACCGGGGACUACAACAUGACACCUGACAGACAUUUAGGGGCUGCGUGGAUCGACAAGUGCCGGCCAGACAUCCUCAUCUCCGAGUCCACGUAUGCCACCACCAUCCGGGACUCCAAGAGGUGCAGAGAGAGGGACUUCCUGAAGAAAGUGCACGAGAGCAUCGAGAGAGGAGGGAAAGUCCUCAUUCCAGUCUUUGCCCUGGGAAGAGCUCAGGAACUCUGCAUCCUCUUGGAAACCUUCUGGGAGCGGAUGAACCUGAAGGCGCCCAUCUACUUCUCCACGGGCCUGACGGAGAAAGCCAACCACUACUACAAGCUCUUCAUCACCUGGACCAACCAGAAGAUCAGGAAGACCUUUGUGCAGAGGAACAUGUUUGAAUUCAAGCACAUCAAGGCCUUCGACCGCUCCUACGCCGACAACCCAGGGCCCAUGGUGGUGUUCGCCACGCCGGGGAUGCUGCACGCCGGACAGUCCCUGCAGAUCUUCAAGAAAUGGGCGGGUAAUGAGAAGAACAUGGUCAUCAUGCCGGGUUACUGCGUGCAAGGAACCAUCGGGCACAAGAUCCUGAACGGACAGAGGAAGCUGGAGAUGGAAGGCCGAGCCACGCUGGAGGUCAAGCUGCAGGUGGAGUACAUGUCCUUCAGCGCCCACGCCGACGCCAAGGGCAUCAUGCAGCUCAUCCGCAUGGCGGAGCCUCGCAACGUGCUGCUGGUGCACGGCGAGGCGGCCAAGAUGCAGUUCCUCAAGGGGAAGAUCGAGCAGGAGUUCAGUGUCGACUGCUACAUGCCGGCCAACGGCGAGACCGCCACGGUGACCACCAACCCCACAGUUCCGGUGGAUAUGUCGCUCAACCUUCUCAAGAGGGAAGUGGCUCUGGGAGGCUCUUUACCCGAUCCCAAAAAGCCCCGCGUCAUGCACGGAACCCUCAUCAUGAAAGACAACGGCCUCAAGCUGGUGUCGUCGGAACAAGCGCUGAAGGAGCUGGGACUCAACGAGCAUCAGCUGCGCUUCACGUGCCGUGUGCAGCUCCACGACCCCCACAGCGACCCCGACACGCUCCGGCGGAUCUACACGCACCUCAAGAGCGUCUUAAAGGGCUACGCCGUCCAGCACCUCCCCGAUGGCACCGUCAUGGUGGACUCCAUCGUCAUCAAGGUGUCGUCGUCCGCCGACGACGUCAACACCAAGAUCAUCCUGCUGUCCUGGAGCUACCAGGAUGAAGACCUCGGCAGCUUCCUGUCCACUCUGCUGAAAAAAGGCCUUCCGUCUGGACUCUGAAUUUGCAAAACAACGGAAAACGUGACAAAUUGGAACAGGCCCGCGGGCGACUCAUCUGGUCCUUACGGGCGACCUGGUGCCCGCGGGCACCACGUUGGUGACCCCUGAUCUAGGGUGUACCCCGCCUUCCGCCCGAAUGCAGCUGAGAUAAGCUCCAGCACCCCCCGCGACCCCAAAAAGGACAAGCGGUAGAAAAUGGAUGGGUGGAUGGAUAUACAUAUAUAUAUGUAUAUAUACAUACGUCUGUGUGUGUGUGUAUAUGUACGUAUGUAUGUAUAUAUGUGUGUUUGGAUGGUGUAAGAUUUCCACUUUGUUGCCACAAAGCUGUGGUUCUCAAACUUUUUUUCCACCGAGUACCAUCUCAGAAAACACUCCAAGUACCACCACAAAGACCAGCAUUAAAACACAGUAGUGUAGUAGGCCUUCGUAUUUAUUAAAAACAAGGCGGAGGUUUUAUUUAACAAGUCUAUUUCCGUUUUUUGGCCACGCAGUUUGAACAGUAACACCAUGUAUGAGUAUAGGAAAAUAAAACACUGUACUUCAAUCAAGUGAUUUUUUGGGGGGGCGUACCACUAGGGGGAGCGUGCGUACCACAGUUUGUAGAAAAUCGAGGACUAAAAGAAGGAAAAGAAAGUUUUUAGUUGUUGGUGAGGUCAUAGGUCAAUGGAUUACAACCGACUCAUGGCACCGUUAUGGCGUAAACGCCACGCCGCCGCCGUAGUCGCCCCAGCAGCCAAGUCCUCCUGAGGCGCCUCCAGGUGCAGUGGCUGGUGGUGACGUAGUAG